UAAUUGGUUUUUCUGACUAAUUUUUCUUCAUUCAGCCUCGCAUUCUUGUUUCAUUGACGUUCCUUUUGUUUGUAAAUAUUAUCGGCUGGAAAUAGUACGCAAUGUGAAAUUACACGCAUUCCUCGACGGUCUGUACGUUACGUAAACUUUAGAUGUAGCAUACAAGUAGGAAACUAUGUUGGAACAUUUGUCAUAACCUAGUGCUUGUGUUUUGUUAAAUUUCUUUUGACUGUGCCAUUAUGUAAAAGAAUGAUGCCGCCUUUUAGAAGAAAGAAGGCUUCCAAGUCUUUUCCUGUGAAAGUGUGUACAUUAGAUGCAGAGUUAGAAUUUAACCUUGAGUGGAGAGCAACAGGUAGAGAUUUAUUUGACCUGGUGUGCAGGACGAUAGGUCUCCGAGAGACAUGGUUCUUUGGACUGCAAUUCGAAGAUACAAAGCACUUUAUAAGUUGGCUCAAAUUGGACAAAAGAGUACAAGAUCAGUGUGUGUCACAAAUGCCAGGCACUCCGUUCAUGUUACUAUGCAAGCUGUACCCAGAGGAUGUGGCGGAGGAACUGAUCCAGGAGGUGACGCAGCAUCUGCUGUUUCUCCAGGUGAAGCAGGCUAUACUCAGCAUGGAUAUAUACUGCCCACCUGAAGCUUCUGUAUUACUGGCCAGUUAUGCUGUUCAGGCUAAGUAUGGGGAUUACGAUGAGACUGCGUCGAAGCCGGGUAUGCUGGCUAGUGAAGAUUUAUUACCACAGCGGGUGAUUGACCAGUAUCAAAUGACCCCCGAGAUGUGGGAGGACCGAAUUAAAAUAUGGUAUGCCGACCACAAAGGUAUGUCAAGGGAUGAAGCCGAGAUGGAGUAUUUAAAGAUUGCUCAGGAUCUGGACAUGUACGGAGUCAAUUAUUUUGCUAUUAAUAAUAAAAAGGAAACAGAUCUUUACCUCGGAGUGACAGCUCUGGGGCUGAACAUCUACGAGAAGGACAAUAAGUUGACCCCGAAGACCACAUUCCCCUGGUCCGAGAUCAAACAUAUAUCAUUUGAUGACAAAAAGUUUGUUAUCAAGUUUGUAGAUAAGAGUGUCACGAAUUUUAUAUUCUUCUCCCCAAAGGGUAUGAAUAAAUUGAUCCUGGACCUGUGCAUCGGUAACCACGACCUGUACAUGCGGCGGCGCAAGCCCGACACCAUGGAGGUGCAGCAGAUGAAGGCGCAGGCCAAAGAGGAGAAGCAGGUUACCAUUCAUAACUUUGUUACCACUUGUGACAUAAACUACUGAACCGAUGACCACAAA
Molecule: messenger RNA, 1275 nt
Organism: Papilio polytes (common Mormon)
Lineage: Eukaryota; Metazoa; Arthropoda; Insecta; Lepidoptera; Papilionidae
Gene: Mer
Product: ezrin
Exons: 7
Coding region: 250-1260 (336 amino acids)
Biological process (GO): positive regulation of early endosome to late endosome transport; regulation of gliogenesis; regulation of organelle assembly
Cellular component (GO): cytoskeleton; apical part of cell; filopodium
Molecular function (GO): actin binding; cell adhesion molecule binding
Source: RefSeq, a predicted model, not a curated record